AUGCGAACGUUGCCGCUGGUUCUGCUCUUAUCCUUGUUCCUAUCGCCACCACCGGCAAGCUCCCGUCAGGUGGGCCGAUGCAGUUUGGCCAGGAAACUCUAUCGCUAUGGGAUGCCCUACAACGAGCUACCCGACUGGCUGUGCCUCGUCGAAGGCGAGAGCUCCUUCAACACCAAGGCCAUCAAUCCCUCGAAUGCUGACGGAUCCGUGGACUGGGGUUUGUUCCAGAUCAACGACCGCUAUUGGUGCAAGCCCGCGGACGGACGUCCCUCCACGGAUCUCUGCCGGCUGCCCUGUCGCCUGCUGCUAAGCGACGACAUCAGGUACUCAAUUGCCUGCGCCAAGUACAUCAGGAAACAGCAGGGAUUCUCCGCCUGGGUGGCCUGGAACAAUCGCUGCCAGGGGGUUAAGCCCAAUGUGAAUCACUGCUUCAGGAGGCGGCACAGGAACUCAGGCUAA
Drosophila serrata is the source of this 459-nucleotide messenger RNA. RefSeq names its product lysozyme P. The record is from RefSeq and is a predicted model, not a curated record. NCBI's taxonomy places the organism in Eukaryota, Metazoa, Arthropoda, Insecta, Diptera, Drosophilidae. Gene Ontology annotation, molecular function: lysozyme activity.